Phyllopteryx taeniolatus (common seadragon) is the source of this 5432-nucleotide messenger RNA. RefSeq names its product collagen, type XV, alpha 1b (gene col15a1b). NCBI's taxonomy places the organism in Eukaryota, Metazoa, Chordata, Actinopteri, Syngnathiformes, Syngnathidae. The transcript is spliced from 43 exons. The record is from RefSeq and is a predicted model, not a curated record. The coding region runs from base 174 to 4232 and encodes 1352 amino acids.
AAAGAGCAUGAGAGGGGAUGGAGCAAGGACAGUGAGAAGGUACAAGAUGGUUCACUUUUCUUGAUCUGUCGGAUCACUUGUUAUUAACUCUGAUUGUUGGUGAAGCACAUCAUUGCUACACUUGACAGGAUCCGUCUUUUGGUCAAGACCCAGGGAGAGGUCUUGAGAUCAAAAUGGGAAGUCUUUGCAUCGCUCUUGCUCUUUUGCUCGUCUCGUGCGUGCCUGUACGAGCUCAAUGGUGGAGUUUCAGCUGGGCGAGGCCGAGGAGCAGCCCUAACCCCGCUCCUCCAUCCAUAACUUCACGGAGCCCUCCAAACGUGCCGGGGACAACAGCGUGGGUGGCACAUGAAGACGAGACAACAGGGACCACUUUCACUCGUGCGAUCCAGACUGGGAUGUCUACUCUUAGCAGAGCAGGGUACACGUCUUUCCGUGGAACGCUACCUCCAGAUGUUCCUACAGUUGUGAUGGUCAGUAAUGCCAGAUCCCAUUUCAAACCACUGAAACACUGGAAAACGGAGCAAAGCUCCGGAAGUCACCUGGAUUUGACAGAGCUCAUUGGCGUCCCACUCCCACCUUCUGUGUCCUUCGCUCCCGGCUUUGAGGGCUUUCCAGCGUACAACUUUGGGCCCGACGCCAAUAUAGGCAGGCUCACCAAGACCUUCGUGCCAGGCUCAUUCUACAUCGACUUUGCCAUCAUUGUCACGCUGCGCCCAGCCAGCCAGAGAGGAGGCAUGCUCUUCGCCAUCACAGAUGCCCAUCAAAAGGUGGUUGAGCUGGGCUUGGCCCUCACUCCGGUCCACGCAGGUUUCCAGAGUAUCUUAUUGUACUACACUGACAGUGAGCAGCCAUCCCAUAGCCAGAAAGCUGCUGCCUUCAGUGUCCCAGACAUGACGGACCAGUGGACUCGCUUCACUGUUGUGGUGGAACACAAUGAGGUGCGUCUCUACAUGGAUUGCGGCGAAGCCGAGAGGACGACUUUCCAUCGAAGGCCAGAAAGGCUCACUUUCUCACACAACUCUGGCAUUUUUGUUGCAAAUGCAGGGAGCACGGGACUUGAGAAGUUUGUGGGAUCCAUUCAGCAGCUGGUAAUCAAAGAUGAUCCCAGAGCAGCUGAGGAACAGUGUGAGGACGACGACCCUGAUGCUUCUGGAUAUGCCAGUGGCGAUGAUGGUCUGGAUGACAGAGAGACAGAAGAAGAAAAGAUCAAGAAAACAGAAGGAAGGAAGCAUGGGACAGCACAGGAAAAUACUGCUCCAAUUAGACAGCCACCCACAGAGGCACCAAAGUUGGAGAGUGACAAAUAUUCAAGUCACCAGACCGCAAUGGAGGCCAACCAGGAGGUCUUGCUAAGAGGGCCUCAACAGACAGACGAGCCCGGGGAAGCAUCUGAAGAUGUUGUUGUCAAGCACACCUUAAAAGGAGAGCCAGGGGAGCCUGGACCACCAGGCUCACCUGGCCCGCCAGGGCCCACUCUUCUACCUAAGCAAACUCACCCUGGGUCAAGGGGUCCACAAGGUCCACCAGGAAUCCCUGGAAAGCCGGGGAGAGAUGGACAGCAGGGAAUGAAGGGGGACAACGGCGAUGCAGGUCAGAGAGGACCUCAAGGAUUUCCAGGUUUGGAUGGAGAUGUUGGAGUCAAAGGAGAUAAGGGAGAUCCUGGAGUUGGUUUGCCCGGCCCACCGGGCCAUCCUGGGCCUCCAGGACCACCAAGAUCACGCAGUGUAUCUUAUGGAGAAGAUGCCCUGGGUUCCGGCUUUGAGGACCCGGACAGCGAUACAGAGCUCAUUAGGGGUCCUCCUGGAGCACCUGGGCCACCAGGACCACCCGGUCCCCCUGGGACCAACCCUUCAUCAGCUGACAUUGUUGAGGGCCUCUCUCACACAUACACUGGGCCACAUGGUGCCCCUGGUAAAAAUGGACUCAAAGGCCAACCAGGAAUCCCAGGUCUAGCAGGAAACGAUGGGGCUCCAGGACUCCCUGGAGCUGUGGGAGAAAAGGGUGACAGAGGUUUACCUGGACCAAAGGGUGAAUGUGGAUCGGCAGGCAAUGCAGGGUCUCGGGGACCUCAAGGGAUCAGCGGUCCACCAGGAAAAAGUGGCCCACCGGGUCCACCGGGACCCCCUGGUCCCCCCAGUCCAGCAGAAACCAAAUUCUUUGCUGAGGAUAUGGAGGGAUCUGGCAAGAGCGACAUGCUCAUUGGAGCAAGAGUCCCGGGUCCACAGGGUGCACCUGGUCUUCCCGGUUCACAAGGUCCCAAGGGUGAGGUCGGAGCCCCAGGUCCACCGGGGCCCUCCAUCAAGGGUGAAAGAGGUGACCCGGGAACCGUGGGUUUGCAGGGCCCUGCUGGACUACCAGGUCCCAGGGGGGUUAAAGGAGAAAAGGGUAGGCCAGGGGAAAAGGGUGAUUGUGGUGCAGAUGGUCUCGACAUCACAGGACCACCUGGGCCUCCCGGACCUCCUGGACCUGUCAUUAAUCUGACAGAUUUGCUCCUCAAUGUCACAGAGAAUAUAUUCAAUUUCACAGAGAUCAGAGGACCACCAGGGCCGUUGGGACCCGAGGGCUUGCCUGGUAAAGCUGGAUUUCCUGGCCCCAGAGGACCAAAGGGAGACAUGGGCCCUCCAGGUGUCCAGGGGCCAGCAGGGCUCAAGGGAGCAAAGGGAGAGCCAGGUGUGACCAUUGCUGCAGAUGGAUCAUUUUUAUCUCCACCAAGAGGCCCCCAUGGGCCCAAAGGCAUCAAGGGUGCUCGUGGAUUGCAUGGACCUGCAGGACCCAUUGGCCCGCAUGGACCUCCUGGACAAAAAGGAGAAUAUGGAUUCCCUGGACGUUCUGGACGACCUGGAAUGCCCGGUAGGAAAGGGGAAAGAGGAGAUUCUGUUGGCCGACCAGGACCCCCUGGUCCACCUGGACUUCCAGGAAGAAUUCUUGGAUUGAAUGGAACAGUGUUCCCCAUGCGCCCCAGACCGCACUGCAAAAAGGGAAGAGAUUCGAAUAACGGGGUCAAUAUUGUUGAAGCUAAAGGAGAAAAAGGAGAGGUUGGAAUACCUGGAGAGCCAGGGACACCUGCCCCUGAGUUUCCAAACAGAAUUGUGGGCGCUAAAGGCGACCAGGGAUCCAAAGGUCAGCAGGGAGAAAAGGGUGACUUAGGCCCUCCUGGUCCUCCAGGACAACCAGGGCGGUCAGGACCUGUGGGUCCUAAGGGAGAGUCAGUCAUUGGCACUCCAGGUUCUCCCGGUUCUCCGGGCCAACGUGGAGCCCCCGGGUUUGGGCGUCCAGGUCCCAGAGGGCAACCUGGCCCUGCAGGACCCCCAGGACCACUUCCUGCUUUUGAAGUGGGUGUCAGUGUCCCAGGUCCUCCCGGUCUUCCUGGCCCCCCAGGUAUUUCAAACCUGGUGACCACCUACGAGACAAUUCAUGCUCUGACCAGAGAGACCCACCGCACUCCGGAGGGGACGUUGGCGUAUGUGUCUGAGCGCGGCGGAGAGCUUUAUAUCAGAUCACAGAGCGGAUGGCGUAAAGUUCAGCUUGGAGAUUUGAUCCAAUCUGAGCCGUCGUCCUGGUCAGCACCACAGGCCCACAACAAACCCGGAGAAUGGAGCCGACCACACCGGAGCCACAGCAGGGAGCUGCAUGAGGGCAUUAGAGGAUAUCAGCCCAGUUUUAACAUACGGCCACAGACCAACGCUGUAGCUGGGCUCCAUCUCGUGGCUCUGAACACCCCAUUGAAAGGAGAUCUGCGAGGGAUCCGCGGCGCCGACUUCCAGUGCUACCAGCAGGCACGGGCCGUGGGGCUGACGAGCACAUACAGGGCCUUCCUGUCCUCACACCUCCAAGAUCUGGCCACCAUUGUGAGGAAGGCAGACCGCAGUGACAUGCCUGUGGUUAAUCUCAGGGGUCAGAUGCUGUUCAAAAGCUGGCUGUCCAUCUUCUCUGGAAAUGGUGGAACAUUUGACCCCUCCAUCCCCAUUUACUCCUUCGAUGGACGCAAUGUGAUGACCGAUUCGGGAUGGCCAGAGAAGCUGAUUUGGCAUGGUUCUAGCACUACGGGAAUCCGCACAACAAUGAACUACUGCGAAGCGUGGAGGACUGCCGAUAUGGCGGUGACAGGUCAGGCCGCAUUGCUUCAGACAGGACGCCUGUUAGGAGAGCACACCCGUUCGUGCUCCAACCACUACAUCGUGCUGUGCAUAGAGAACACAUAUGUCGGGAACAACCAUCAACGGAGAACCUGAAGACAGCACAUAAGCAGGCAUGCUUAAAAUGUGCAGCGUAGAACAUUUGAAAGUACGUUUGAACAGCAACAACAUCCCGGUGCGCUUUAAUAUUAUUAUUAGGACUUAAGUGCAUGACAAAAUCAGGUUAACAUGCAGAAACUGCAUUGUUACAAAUACAUUUGAAUCCACUAUUUUAACAUUUUAAUUGGCAUCCAAACCGGACUUUGCUACAACUACAUAGAUUGAAGGAUGCAUCCAAGUUUAGUUCAAGUUAUUUAUUCUUCACUCAUCUAGCUACAUCACACAGAAAAUGAACAUCUAAUGUAUUAUUUGUAAAAGAGGCUUUUAGAGAUAACAACACACAAAUGAUUUUUUUUUUUUUUUUUUUUUUUUAAACUUGGGCUAUUGUCUUCACCCUAGUAGAGAAAAUAUUUUUUUUAUGUUCCUUUUCAUUGCUAUUCCUGUUGCAUGGUAGUAGUGUGUAAGAGAAUUUGACUGUUAAAAAAAACAACCUAAGUUUAAACUACACUUCAUUAGAAAAUGUCCAUGCGUGGCCAUGAAGGGAAAAUUGUGAUUAAAGUAUAAAUUCAUAAAACAUAAGAGAACAAGCAUGCGCUGUUAGUGAAUACCACUACACCUAAAUGUCAAUUCCAGAGAUGAAUAGAAUAUUAACCACACAUGCUGGCUAACAGAUGACAAAAGCGUGAACAUUCACACAAAUGUUCCCCCGCUGAAUAAGAUUUUCUUCUAUGACAAAUUGUUCCCAUAAAUCAAAUUUAUUUCAGGAUAUUCAGUGUUAUCAACACCUCAAGCUCAACAAGUCUACUUUUUGUUUUAGCCUUCAAGUUAAAAUUCCAUUGGGAUUUGUAAUAAUUUAUACUGUAGCAACAUUUACUUUGGAAAUCUAGUGUGAUCACUUAUAAAUUUGGAUGGAAAAAUGUAUAGAUGUGUGUGUUUAUGUUCAUGUAUAAUUGUUUUUGUUUUUUUUCAUAUUCAAUAGUUAGUGAUUUUUGUUUGGGCACUAAACGAUUGAUUCUUUUCUCCCAGAAAGUAUUGAUAGCGAUAACAGGAAAGAAAGAAAGUUUGCUACAUUUGAAAAUGUUGUCGUCUGUCAUGUCUGAUUUUGCUGUUCAAACAAAACUUGAGCUUCUGAGGUCAUGAGAGCAUUUGUACUGACUGACUGAUUGUCACUGAAUAAAUAUCUAAUUAUUGUUUUUA